This is a messenger RNA of Closterium sp. NIES-65, 708 nucleotides long. The record is from the annotation of a GenBank genome assembly. NCBI's taxonomy places the organism in Eukaryota, Viridiplantae, Streptophyta, Zygnematophyceae, Desmidiales, Closteriaceae.
AUGGCCCUGUUUAGGCCCUUCUACGGCCCCGUCGCCACCUGCGGCCCCGCCGCCACCUGCGGCCCCGCCGUCACCCGCGGCCCCCUGUUUCUUCAAUGCGAUAGGGCGGACAGCCCCUUCCUCUUUGACCUCACUUCUGGUGCCUCUCCUGCCCCUGCUGCUGAUCCUGACGCCACUGUUUGCUCACAGUGGGCCACGCCCGACGCUGCUGCUCGCCUUGCUGUGCGCCGCCACUUACCGACCACUGAGCGUGCACACUUUAGCCAGUACAAGAGUGCUCAGACCUUGGGUGUUCUCCCUCCCCCCUCUUGCCCUCUCUUGCCUCCGCUGCUGUGGCCGACCUCGUUGGUUUUGAGUCGGUCGGCGCUGCGUCUGCCCCGAGCGGGAAACGCCGCACCGGCAAGGGAAAGGGGGGCAAGGGCGCUCAAGGGGCUGGAGGGGGCGGUGGAGGUGGUGGUGGAGGCAAUGGAGGGAGUGGGGGUGGUGGUGGGAGUGGUGCUGGGGGUGGCGGCGGCGCCGGCAGCAGUGGAGGAGGCGGAGGCGGUGGAGGUGGCAGAGGGAGCGGAGGCGGCGGAGGUGGCGGAGGAGGCGGAGGUGGAGGAGGCGGCGAAGGCGGCGGCGGUGGCGGCGGUGGUGGAGCGGGUCGCGACUUUGCGCAGAGGAGUGGCUCUGGUGGAGGUCCGCGCCAGUAGCAGCGGAGUGGUGUGA